Molecule: messenger RNA, 456 nt
Organism: Lasiodiplodia theobromae
Lineage: Eukaryota; Fungi; Ascomycota; Dothideomycetes; Botryosphaeriales; Botryosphaeriaceae
Exons: 1
Coding region: 1-456 (151 amino acids)
Source: RefSeq, a predicted model, not a curated record
AUGGCUGCAAACCACUCGGAAUUCGCAAUCGGCCAAGACGGCUCCAUCACCCGCGCCGGAAGCAACUCUGACGACUAUAUGGAGACCAACGUCAGCGUCUUCUUCCCGUCCAACCCAACCGCUUUCGACAACGCGCGCGAUGCCACUUGCUACACUCGUCUGGGCACCCGUCACUCGGCUCAGGAGCUCAAGGCUGCGCUCGAGGCCUCCCCGGACCUCGACAACACUUUCUGCCUCUCGGUCAACAACGUCGUUCUCAUCUUCUCUGCCUCUGCUGAAGAGCACACUGACCACUGCCGGAAGGUUCUCCAGAUGCUACAGGAUCGUUCGAUGACAGCCGAUAUCCAUGACUGCGUCUUCAAGACUGCGACUACCACCGCGGCUGGAAUUCGCUUGGACCAGGUCGGAGAGCACAAGGUCUACAUGGUCAUCAACGAGGGCGUUCCGGGCCGCUGA